CAAGGCUUAAAGGUCAAUAUAUAUAGUAUUAAGGCAAGUAGUUUCAUACUUUCAUUUAUAACAAUGAUUGGUUGAUCUCAUCAUUAUUUUUAAAAAUCAAUCCAUCCAGCUCUGUCCACUAAGUUUACACAGACAAAACAUGAAAAAACUUGUAAAGAGCACACUCAUAUUCCAAAACCAUCGAGAGAAAAAGAGAAACCAAUCAACAAACUAAAAAGCAAAAAAAAAAAAUUCUUCACUUUAUUUUUUGGUACAAAUUCUUCAAGUCUUGUUGUUGUUAUUAUUAUUCGUCUUCAUCUUCUCUAUUUUUCAGUAUCCACGCCACAAACCAACCAGCCAGCCACCGUGAAUGGCGCGAGAAAGCGCCAACUGCUGCACGUGCUGCUCAAGUUUCAUCACCGGCACAGGUCUCACAAUCCUCUUCCUAUGGCUCACACUCCGAACUCAGCACCCAAAAUGCUUCAUCCAAUCCUUCUACUUUCCCUCUCUCAACAAAACAACAAACUCUCACCACAACAACACCAUUCUCUUCACCCUCAAACUCGCCAACCAAAACAAAGACAAAGGCGUCAAAUACGACCACCUUCGUCUUACAUUCAACCUCUUCCUCGACGCCAACACCACGCGCCCACUCGCCAACUCUACACUCGACUCUUUCUACCAAGGACAUGGUAAGACCGCCGAGAAAUUUGGCUCCGCCGAGCCACACGGCAGUGGAGUGAACCGCACGGUGGACGGAAAGGUCUUCUUUCGCGUGGAGAUCGCCACGCGCGUUAAGUAUAAGAUUUUGUUUUUUUAUACUAAACGUCACCGUUUGUUUGGUGGGGCUAAUGUGGAAGUCAAUGUUAGUUCCGGAGAGAAGGUGGAUCCUAAAGGGAUUAGGCUCGGUAAUGUUCCGCCGAGGCUCGGGUCCGAAGCUGCUCCGGUUCGUGGAUGGUUGAUUGCUUUUUCUAGAUUUUUUGUAUCUCUCUUGUUUUUCAUUGCGUUUACUUGACUUGACUAACGUGAGUGAGCUUUUUUUUUUAAAAAAAUUAUUCUUCUGUUCAUUAUAUUUUUCACCGCAUGUUAUUUUAUUUUCAUUUUGAGUUCUGAAUUGUAAUAGUGCGUACAUAAUUUUCGUUUGGAAUACAAACAUGCAAGAAAAUAUAUAUACGCUUGAA
Molecule: messenger RNA, 1160 nt
Organism: Cicer arietinum (chickpea)
Lineage: Eukaryota; Viridiplantae; Streptophyta; Magnoliopsida; Fabales; Fabaceae
Product: protein NDR1-like
Biological process (GO): defense response to other organism
Cellular component (GO): plasma membrane; plasmodesma
Source: RefSeq, a predicted model, not a curated record